This is a messenger RNA of Strongylocentrotus purpuratus (purple sea urchin), 1162 nucleotides long. Its product is annotated as pseudouridine-5'-phosphatase. The transcript has 4 exons. The record is from RefSeq and is a predicted model, not a curated record. Lineage: Eukaryota; Metazoa; Echinodermata; Echinoidea; Camarodonta; Strongylocentrotidae. Gene Ontology annotation, molecular function: phosphatase activity. The coding region runs from base 62 to 838 and encodes 258 amino acids.
AUCAUGCAAUUAUGUUAUUAAUUUUUUAUUCUGGAAGGAAACUACACUUUAACAACGACAGAUGAUAAUCUGCGGCCACGCGUUUGGCCUUUUCUUUUCUACUUGCGAUAACUUGGAGAACUUCAAGAUGUCAACUCCAGAACCUAAAGCUCAAAUUACCCAUGUCAUCUUUGACAUGGAUGGAUUGUUGAUAGACACUGAGCGCUUGUAUACGAUUGUCUACGAUAAAGUCUGUGGGAAGUAUGGCAAGACUUUUACAUGGGAGAUCAAGCAGAAACUGAUGGGAAGAAAGACGAUGGAGUCCGCUCAGAUGAUCAUCGAUAUUCUUAAACUGCCGGUGAAUGCAGAGCAGUGGGUACGAGAGAUCAGUGAUGAAAUGACCACGAUCAUGCCUGAUGCAAAACUUCUUCCUGGUGCUGAUAGAUUUGUACGUCAUUUACACAAGCAUUCUAUCCCUAUCGCCGUUGCUACCGGUUCCUCUACGCCGGCAUAUGACCUGAAAACAACCCAUCACAAAGACUUCUUCAACCUGUUCCAUCACAUCGUCUGCUCUGGUGAUGACCUUGCGGUGCACCAUGGGAAACCCGCUCCGGAUAUUUUCCAGGUUGCGUCCAAUAGAUUCAAGGAGAAUCCACCAGCAUCACCCAGGAAUGUUCUCGUCUUUGAAGAUGCUCCCAACGGCGUGUUAUCAGGUAAAGCAGCGGACAUGUGGGUCGUGAUGAUCCCGGAUGAGAGGCUCAUCGGCACUGAUGAUACCAUCUCGGCUGAUCAAGUUCUCAAGAACAUGGAAGAUAUUAUACCGGAGGAGUGGGGUUUGCCCCCCUUCAAUCAGAGCUGAUGAAGAGUGGGUUUGCCUCCCUCCCUCCCCCUUCACAUGGAGAAGCUGAUGAAAGUGAAUGGAAGAAUUUAUACCUGAGGAGUAGGGUAUGCGCCUUCACAGAGAGAUAAAUUUAAGAUCUUUGUUCCUCUCACCCAGGGUUAUUGAUGAACUUUAUGGUAAAUUUUAUACCAGGCUAGGGAGUUUUUCUCCAAUUGCUGAGGGGAAUUUAAUCCAUAGAUCAAUAGAUCAACGGCUCUUCCAAUUUUUGUUUUGGCAUUAUUAUCCCAAAUGGUCUAAAGUAUAUAUAUGUAGUGAAUACUAAUGUUUAAAUAUGAAGAAUAU